AGUCUUCUUUUUUUGCUCGACGUCGUUCACUUCGAACAACACAUUUAUUCGACACAAAUAUUCCGUAAAGGAUUCGCCUAAAACGAAAGGCUCGACAGACCCGACUUAUUGUGCCAUUGUACUUUUUUCUUUUUUCUCGUCGCCAAUUUACUGUUGUGACCGAUCGCUUUGACUCUUUAUUCUAGACUGACCGCCGACCUUCCACUUACAUCUUAUAAUACACAUUAAAAUCUAACUCACUAAAACAAACAUACUAACACACAUUAUUUACUACUUCCAUAUACUACAUGUCCCAAGCACCGGUUAUGACUGCUGGCAUCUUCUGUGGAACGACCAAACCCGAAUCUGCAGAAGAAUAUCUUCGUCCAAUGGUGGUCGAAAUGAAUGAUUUGAUGCAGCGUGACAUAAUCGUUCAUGGAUGUCAUGUCGCCAUAAGACUGCGCGCAAUCGUGGCAGACACUCCUGCGAGGGCAUUCAUCAAAGGAGUCAAGGGACACACCGGAUACGACAGCUGCUUGAAAUGUACCGUCGUCGGCAAAUACAGUCAGGCAGGAUGUACAAUGACAUUUCCUGGUACAAAUGCUCUGCAACGAACGGAUAAGUGUUUUAGGGACAAUGCAUAUCCUGGACAUCGCAAGACGGAAACGCCGUUGGUGGAUUUGCAAUUCUUCAACAUCAUCAAGGACAUACCAACACCGCAUGGUGAGGAAUAUAGCAGUGCGGAACACCAUCAUCCACCGGCUCGGGUUGUUCUUCAGCCGUCGUUCCACACCAACGAAUCGUCGAUCCGCAAUUUCCUUGGAUGA
Messenger RNA from Anopheles stephensi (Asian malaria mosquito), 806 nucleotides. RefSeq lists its product as uncharacterized. The record is from RefSeq and is a predicted model, not a curated record. NCBI's taxonomy places the organism in Eukaryota, Metazoa, Arthropoda, Insecta, Diptera, Culicidae. The transcript is spliced from 4 exons. The coding region runs from base 288 to 806 and encodes 172 amino acids.